UACAUUGUACAGUCUCGAUUACCGACUCAUAAAGCAGGGACCAGUUUCAAAGUUUUCCUAUUUGCAAUCUGUGCUUGUAUGGGAUUGGUGUGUUCUUUGACCAGAAUAACGGACAGACGACACCAUUGGUGGGACGUGCUAACUGGAACAAUUAUUGCCUUAUUUGGAGCUGCUUAUACUAUCAGAGUCCUUCAUGCCCAAGUAAUCAUUUUGCAUCGAAGGAUCAUAUCAGAUCAGAUGAAUUUCGGAGAAGAUGGAAUGAAGGAAACCUGCGAGACUUGUAUAGUGUAGUUAACCAAUAAAUUAAUAUUUUAGAAAA
Dendroctonus ponderosae (mountain pine beetle) is the source of this 319-nucleotide messenger RNA. RefSeq names its product phospholipid phosphatase homolog 1.2 homolog. The record is from RefSeq and is a predicted model, not a curated record. NCBI's taxonomy places the organism in Eukaryota, Metazoa, Arthropoda, Insecta, Coleoptera, Curculionidae. Gene Ontology annotation, molecular function: phosphatidate phosphatase activity. Gene Ontology annotation, biological process: phospholipid dephosphorylation; signal transduction; phospholipid metabolic process.